Molecule: messenger RNA, 1937 nt
Organism: Agelaius phoeniceus (red-winged blackbird)
Lineage: Eukaryota; Metazoa; Chordata; Aves; Passeriformes; Icteridae
Gene: FAM117B
Product: family with sequence similarity 117 member B
Source: RefSeq, a predicted model, not a curated record
AUGUCCCACCAGCGCGUGAGGCGCGGCGGCUCCCCGACCCCCGCUACUUCCCUGGCGGGGGGAGGCGGCGCGGCGGCGGCGGGCGGCGGAGCAGCAGGAGCGAGCAGCCGCCUCCAGCCCAUGCGGGCCACGGUGCCCUUCCAGCUCAAGCAGCAGCAGCAGCAACAACAUGGCAGCCCCACGAGGAGCGGUGGCGGCCCGGCAGCGGGGCUCCCACGCGCGGCGCCCCCCGGCAGCGGCGGACGCGGAGGCCCCGCCACGGCCCCGCCGGGGGGAGCGGGGAGCGGCGGCGGCGCCGCCUCUUCGCGGGGCAGCCCCACGCGCGGCCAUGGCGGGGCGCGGGGCAGCCCCCCGCGGCACCACCACCUGCCGCCGCCGCCCCCGCCGCCGGGCAGCGGGCCCUCGCCCUGCUCCUCGCCGGUGCCUCCGCUGCCGGAGGGCAGGGUCCGGCACCACCACCGGCGGCAGUCGCCGGAGCCGGGCAGGAGCUCCCCAGAGAGGAAGAGUCCCAGCUCCCCCGUCUGCAAAGACAAAUCAAGACCCCCUUCAUCAAGCCCUUCCAGCAUUGUUCGCCGCACCUCUUCACUGGAUACGCUCGCUGCUCCGUACCUCGCUGGGCAGUGGCCUCGGGAUAAUCACGGACACGCUGCUCCCUGCAUGAGAGACAAGGCCACACAGACAGAAAGUGCCUGGGCUGAAGAAUAUUUAGAAAAGAAGAGAAGUUCACACAAACGUUCAUCAUCGUGGGGCAGCAAUGAACAGCUCAAGGAGAUUGCAAAAUUGCGUCAACAGCUGCAGAGAAGCAAACACAGCAGCAGGCAUCAUCGGGACAAGGAAAGGCAGUCCCCUUUUCAUGGCAACCAUGCAGCCAUUAACCACAGUCAGGCUCACAUCCCAAAGAGUGCUCUUGUUCCUGUGAUACCUAUUACCAAAUCAACGGGGUCACGGUUCCGGAACAGUGUAGAAGGAUUGAAUCAAGAGAUUGAGAUAAUAAUUAAGGAGACAGGAGACAAGGAGGAACAACUUGUUCCUCAAGAUAUUCCAGACGGGCACCGUGCCCCGCCUCCGCUGGCGCAGCGCAGCAGCAGCACCCGCAGCAUUGACACCCAAACGCCCGGUGGAGCAGACAAGGGCAGCAACAACAGCAGCCGCUCCCAGUCCGUGUCUCCAAGCUCCUUUCUCACCAUCUGUAAUGAAGGCAGUGAGGAAAGCCCGUGUUCUGCAGAUGAUCUGCUCGGUGAUUCCAGAGAUAAAGAAAAUGGGAAUAAUUCUCCCUUGCCAAAAUACGCUACCUCACCAAAACCCAACAACAGCUACAUGUUCAAGCGUGAACCUCCUGAGGGCUGUGAAAAGGUGAAAGUCUUUGAGGAAAACUUGCCAAAACCGUUGCACGAAAUUCCAGCCUUCUAUUGCCCUGACAAGAACAAAGUGAAUUUCAUUCCGAAAAGUGGCUCUGCUUUCUGUCUUGUCAGCAUCCUCAAGCCACUUCUUCCCACACAGGAUCUCACACUUAAGGGCACUACACACAGCCUGACUGUCUCUUCCAGCAUGACACCUGGUUUGUUACAGCCCAUUUCUAUGGCCUCCUUGACUACAAGCACAGAUCAAGACAGAAUCUCUCGUGGAACAAGUACAGUAAUGCCACAGACCUCUCUGCUCCAGCAGUCAGGAUGUAUUGAGGAAGCUGAAGAAUAAUUUAGAUUGUCUUGACAUUUUUCUGGGCAACUACUGGGAAAAAAAUGGAACCAGUUGACCGGACCUUUCUCAUCACACACAUGCAUUGUUUUAACAAUUUAUGGCACUGCCAUAAUCAAAACUGUUUGUAUAAUUGACAGUUUGUAGCACAUUGAGAAGUUCAGGAGGAUGCAGCAGCUGAUAUGCUGUUGUACUUCCUGCUUUGGAAAACUCUGGUUCUGUUUCUCUUCUGCUUUUUUUAA